Rubroshorea leprosula is the source of this 1580-nucleotide messenger RNA. The record is from the annotation of a GenBank genome assembly. NCBI's taxonomy places the organism in Eukaryota, Viridiplantae, Streptophyta, Magnoliopsida, Malvales, Dipterocarpaceae.
CAAGGAAAGUAAGCAUAAUGUUGAGCUAGCAUGAAUUGCAUGCAUGUUUUCGUGUUCUUUUAAGCAAAACCCAUUUUCUAGUUUUCGUUUUCCUGUUUUCUUAGGGGGAAAAUUGCAAUUGUGCCUAGAUUAUGACCUGAUGCUUGUUUAGCACAAAAUCGGUUUCAGUUUCGAGUAUUUUUGCUGCAUUUUGAAGGGAAAAAAGGAGAUUUAUUUUUAUUUUGUUUUAUUUUUCUGGGUUUUAGUGUAGGGACGAUGAAGAAGGAAUUAGUUCUUGCUGAUUUUGAGGUCGACUUGAGGUUGGCAAGGGGCUUGAAGACGAAGCAUGUCGCCCAGAGAAAUUUUAUGUUCAGAAAUUCAAGUAGUAGCUUUAAGGAUUCAGAGAAACAUGGUAAUUCUUGUUACAAAGGUAUUGGAAAGGAAGUGGCUUUCCUGGAUCCAGAAUAUGAAAUGUUCUGCAAUAGUUUAGAGCAAUCUGAUCACUUUGAUGAAGAUGAUGAGGUUGAUGUAUCUCAGGAGUAUGUUGAUGAAGAUAUGGAUCCUAAUUAUGAGAUAUUCUUGAGAAAUUCAAGAGAGGAUGGGAAAUCAUAUGUGCUUGAAGUUCCUGAGGAAUUAUUAGUUAUCAAGUACGAGGAUGAAGAUGGUGAUUUCUGUGACUUUGAGAAUAAGCGAACUCCAAAGGAUCGUAGAAAGGGAGAGAGUGGGAAGAGAAAUUUGGGGGGUGGUUCAGAGGAACUUGAGAUUGUGCCCGAAAGACAUUGCCUGCCGGCUCCUCAUUUUCCUACAUUUGAAGGGAAUCAUAAGAUGCUGUGCAAUGUUGAAGACGAAAGCUAUCUACUGUUCCUGAAGUCUUUGGAGACAAAUGGUGAAAGUCUAGCAUUACUGCCCAAAGCUGGUCAGAAAAGGAUAUAUUACGAGGAUGAUGAGAGUUCUGAUUCCGAAGUAAUGGUGGUGGAUCCAUUUUGUGAUGGAUGUUAUAAUCCCUGUGUAUCUUCAAAAGGAUACCUUAGUUUGCUGGGUGAAGAGAGUUUCGAGGAGAUUAAAGCUCCCAGUCAGUCUCUGUUCAGGGAGAAACUUAUGGAUAUUCUUAAGGAACCCUUUAGUCAAAGUGAGUAUGACGAUCUUUGGGAAAGUUUUAAUCUCAAAAGACCAGUGGAAGGGAUCAGAAUGCUGCGUAAUGGACGGGAAACAACAUACAAAAUAAAGACUCGUGCAAAAUCAUAUUGUGAUGAUUACAGAGAACUCAAUCAUCAUAUUGCUUCAGCAAGGGGUAACCGCCACAAAAUCCUAAAUUUACUGCGUGGGUUUUUCUAUUGGUUGAAGGCUUGUGCUGGGGCAAAUGAGAGGCACAACAUGGGGAAUGGGAAAACAGAAUGGGCUUGGAUCCCAAUUAGUGGUUUUAGGAAUUGGCUAAGUGGUUAAAUAAAUGUGAGGAGGUUUCUAUAUAUCAAAGAUAUUUUGUGUGUGUUGCCUUUCUUCUUCUUCUUUUUUUUUUGCCAGGUAUUAGUUGCUUUGUUGUAUCUGCCUUUUUAUGUGUCAGAUGUUUACCUUUGGGAAAUCUAUAAAUUUGCUGUUGGAUA